Molecule: messenger RNA, 510 nt
Organism: Rhizophagus irregularis DAOM 181602=DAOM 197198
Lineage: Eukaryota; Fungi; Glomeromycota; Glomeromycetes; Glomerales; Glomeraceae
Source: RefSeq, a predicted model, not a curated record
AUGCCGUAUUCAAUUUGCAGAUGUUGUGGUCAAUAUAUACGUUUAGAAAUUCAAAGUAAUAAUGGAGAACACCUUAUAUAUAGUUGGAAAAUUUAUGAAAAUGUGGAAAUGUCUGAACUUAUAUAUUCAGGAGCAAAUUCUGAUUUUUUUGUAAGCAUGAAAAAAUACAUAAAACUAUCAGGAGAAAUCUCUAUUCCUGACGUUCUUGGUUUGCGUGAUCAUAAUAUAAUUUAUGAUAUACAAUUAAAAGUAAACUCAAUUUAUCCACAUCUUUUUAACAUUACUGCAACUAAAUCUCAAAAUAAAAUUGCUAAAUUAACUACUACUAUGCAAAAGAAAGGAGAAAAACUACUAAAAAAAGUAUCAGUAAUCUCCCAACCGCCAAUAAUUUGUCAUGGAAUUGAAAUCAAAGAACCAGGAAUGCAAUUAACUCCAGAAGCAACUUUAGCACUUGCAAAGACACAUCACGUAAACGGAUCAAGCGAGCUAAGACCAAUAAUGAAUAUAUGA